Molecule: messenger RNA, 714 nt
Organism: Myripristis murdjan (pinecone soldierfish)
Lineage: Eukaryota; Metazoa; Chordata; Actinopteri; Holocentriformes; Holocentridae
Gene: rspo4
Product: R-spondin 4
Exons: 5
Source: RefSeq, a predicted model, not a curated record
AUGCAUUUGCGACUCUUUGCCAUUUUGAUAACUUUGCUGUGUGAUGUGAUCAGGAUGGGCUCCGGCGUUGUGCAGAAAAAAAGGGCUCAUAGAGAGACAUCAGAUGACUGUCGGAGCUGUCUGGAGUGUUCCCCUGACAAUGGCUGUGUGCGUUGCCCUGAGCGACUCUUCCUGUUUCUGCAGAGGGAUGGGAUGUCACACCAUGGAACCUGUCUCCACGCCUGCCCCACUGGACACUAUGGACAGAGAGGGAAGGACAUCAACCGCUGCAUGAAGUGUCGGUCCUUGGAUUGCGAGCACUGUUUCAGCCGGGACUUCUGCACCAAAUGUAAGCCUGGCUUCCAGCUGUACAAAGGCAAGUGUCUGACCCACUGUCCAGAGGGAACCUUCGCCCACCAGUCCGACUGCCUCGAGGACUGUCUUCAGGCACCUCUGGGAGAGUGGAGCAACUGGAGUGUCUGCCUCCAUAAUGGCGUCACCUGUGGCUUCAGGUGGGGAAAGCAGACCAGGACCAGAGAGGGAGGGCUGUCGGGAGGAAUGCCUGAAGAGCAUGCAGCAUCGCUCUGCCCGUCCCACAGCGAGACACAGAGAUGCCGAAUGAGGAAAAAGUGUCCUAAAGACAAGGAAAGGAAAUAGGAAAGGAAAGAGGAGAAAUGAAGAAGUCAAAGAGGUAGGAAGCAGAGAGGAAUGAAGAGCAGCAGCAGUAGCCGAUAG